AUGUUGGUGUCUAAUGCAGGACUGGAAAAGUACCGGUUGACUGUGUGGCUUCUUUCCAUAUUUGCUGAUAUCGCCUUAAUAAUUGCAACUGUCACACCGGCUUGGCAGGUAGCCGAAGACACUGAUGUCGGCCGCUACGUUCAAUCAGGUUUAUGGUUAUAUUGUCCUGGAGCUGCUCAAUGUUGGUACAUAUUCAGUGACAACCUCAUAAACUACUACGAAAGGGUCGAUGGUGUUCCAAAUCCACCUCCUCCCUCACCUUUGAAAUUGAAACUACUUUUUCGUUCCUUUCCGUCAAGUGGCACGUUCGAGGCAUGA
Messenger RNA from Necator americanus (New World hookworm), 318 nucleotides. RefSeq lists its product as uncharacterized. The record is from RefSeq and is a predicted model, not a curated record. The coding region runs from base 1 to 318 and encodes 105 amino acids. NCBI's taxonomy places the organism in Eukaryota, Metazoa, Nematoda, Chromadorea, Rhabditida, Ancylostomatidae. The transcript is spliced from 3 exons. Gene Ontology annotation, cellular component: membrane.